AUGCCACACACAUUCGACAAUUUGGACGAACUUUUGGAACGACCGAGUUCGAUCGAUCCGUCAACCCAGCCUGCAAACCCCCACGAUCAGAUUGUCGUUGAGAGCGUCAAGAUGGCCAAAUCCAAGAACUCGUCUCAACACAACCAAGCCAAGAAGGCUCACAAGAACGGGAUCAAGAAGCCCAAGACCUUCAGAUACCCAUCCCUCAAAGGCACGGAUCCCAAGUUCCGAAGAAAUCACAAGCACGCCCUGCACGGAACGAUGAAGGCGCUCAAGGAGGUUCGGGAGGGCAAGAGAGACGCUGCAUAA
Molecule: messenger RNA, 309 nt
Organism: Fonsecaea nubica
Lineage: Eukaryota; Fungi; Ascomycota; Eurotiomycetes; Chaetothyriales; Herpotrichiellaceae
Product: 60S ribosomal protein L29
Exons: 3
Coding region: 1-309 (102 amino acids)
Biological process (GO): cytoplasmic translation
Cellular component (GO): ribosome; cytosolic large ribosomal subunit
Molecular function (GO): structural constituent of ribosome
Source: RefSeq, a predicted model, not a curated record